Molecule: messenger RNA, 4304 nt
Organism: Panonychus citri (citrus red mite)
Lineage: Eukaryota; Metazoa; Arthropoda; Arachnida; Trombidiformes; Tetranychidae
Product: Na(+)/H(+) exchanger protein 7-like
Exons: 13
Coding region: 311-3265 (984 amino acids)
Biological process (GO): proton transmembrane transport; regulation of pH; sodium ion transport
Cellular component (GO): membrane
Molecular function (GO): sodium:proton antiporter activity
Source: RefSeq, a predicted model, not a curated record
UCAGACUAAUGAUGUAACCAUAAUCUUUUACUAUGAUCGUAUUACAAUCAAUGGUGAAACAAUUAGUUAAUUAGAUUGAAAUUACACCCGUAAAGAUAAAUUAAGUAACCAGUUAAUGUAUAUACAUAAUUGUGUUAAUUAAUACGUGACAAUUAAGGGAUUGGAAUAAGGCAAAAAAAAGCAUUGGAAAUUAAAGAAACGGAUUCUAAAAGUAAUUAACACAAUUACAAUUAUCAAUUACUAAGUCACAAUUGUCUUAAUUGUGUAACUGUUUGUUGUUUCUAAUAUGGUUAAUUGUUAAUUCUCAUCUAUGGAAUCAGUUAAUUCAUCGAUAUAUGGAAAUCACUUCCUGAUCGGCUGGAAAUGGAACGAGACUGGAACUUACCUUUCAUUUUCAAUUCUCCUUUUAAUUACGACAAUUAUCAAGAUAAUUUAUUUCAAGAAUCGAAAAGUACUCAACAAUAUACCCGAAUCAUGUGCUCUCAUCCUUCUUGGAAUCUUGGUUGGCUUAUUGAUUGUCAUAAUGGAUUCCAAGUCAAAUAAUCUACCAGAAUUCACUCCAAGUCUUUUCAAUUUCAUUUUACUCCCUCCAAUCGUCCUGGAUUCAUCUUAUGAACUUUAUCACCAAUCAUUUUUUGGUAACAUUGGAACCAUAAUAAUGUUUGCAGUCGUUGGAACGAUAAUGAAUGUCAUCCUGGUUGCUUAUUUAAUUUACUUUAGUCAAAUGAUAUCACUAUUUGGUAAACAAUUUAUUCCCACUGUUGAAAUAUUUAUUUUCUCGGUAAUUGUUUCAGCAGUUGAUCCAGUUGCUGUGCUGUCGGUGUUUCAAGAGGUUAAUGUUAAUAAAGCCUUGUAUUUCCUGGUAUUUGGUGAAUCUUUACUCAAUGAUGCUGUUGUGAUCACUUUGUACGACAAUAUAAGAUCAAUUCCAACCUCGAACUAUCCCAAGUCAAAGCUCAUUGGAUUCAUUUUUUUAUCGUUUCUUGUAUCUACUUUUGGUGGUAUUUGUGUUGGUAUAUUUUGGGGAAUUCUAACUUGCCUAUUAACACAAUUAACCACUGAUAGAAAAUUAAAAGCCGUUGAACCUUUAAUUGUGAUCGUUUUAGCUUAUUUGGCUUAUCUAACUGGAUAUUUAUUGAAUUUCUCGGCGAUUAUUAGCUUAAUGACCUGUGGACUUUUCCAAGCGGAAUAUGCGAAUCAUAAUAUCAGUCGAAAAUCAAAAACAACCGUUAAGUACUUGACUAAAUUGUCCUCGUCGGUUACGGAGACAAUUAUUUUCCUAUUCUUGGGCCUUGUACUGGUCAAUACUAAAUACGUUUGGAACACAUCGUUUGUUAUAUUCUCGACAUUUUAUUGUAUAAUCGCGAGAUUUGUGACCAUUUUCGCGUUAACUUAUUUUGUGAAUGUUUAUUUUCAACGGAUUCGAAUUGUAAAUCUUGAAGAACAAGUUCUUAUGGCCUAUGGUGGUCUUCGAGGGGCGAUAACAUUUUCACUGUCCGAUGCUCUUCUCCAUCAAACUGCCGAUACAGAAUCGAUAAAGUUAACCCGUCGUCUAAUAACAACAACAAAUUUGUUCAUCAUUUUGUUUACUAUUUUUGUUCUGGGAUCAACAACUAAACCACUUGUUAAAAUGUUACGAGUUCAGCUUCAAACGAAAGGUGAAAGUGAAUACCUGUAUGAGGUAAAUAACAGGGUGACUCGGUUGUUGAUGCAAGGAAUUGAGAUAAUUGCUGCUCAGCAAAGUCCACUCCAUUGGUUGAAAAAAAUUGCCUCCAUCAUGAAUGAAAAGUUCUUGAAAAAGUUUCUUCUUCGAAAAUUUAAUCAAGAAAAUAAAAUCUUAUCCAAACAGGAUUCAUCUAGUGUUUCCUCGGCUCAGCGAUCUUAUCGUUAUGAUGUUCAAAAUUUAGAAACUCCCGAGAAGGACGUUUAUCCAGAUCUAAAUAAACCAAUUCGACAAUUUGAAGCUUUCGACGACAAAGGUACUUUAUUAUUCCCGAAGUUGGACCAGAACCCGGUGUCAAUUGCACCUACUGAAGUUUUCCUUGAAGUCUGUGAUAUAAGCAGAGUAUUUACCAUUCCCAAGGAAGCUUGUUCACUAAUUAACUCUUGGAUUAGUUUACCCAACAAUCAGCAAACUAAAUUAACUCCUCAAAAGACAAUUAAACCAACGAAAAGUGAAAACAAUCAAACUAAAUUAAACAAAUCAAAAGCAACAAUCAAACUAUCAACACCCAAAUUUUCAGGUAGUUCUUAUGGAGAUUCUAUUUCGGAGGAUGCGGAUAUAGAGGAAUCUGUUAGUAAUAUUGUUCGCCAUUUAUUCCCAAUGGUUCCUGAUAAAAGUCGAUCACCAUGGAGAGAUAAUUCCUUGGAUAUUCAGUAUUUCUUAGAUAAUCGCCAUCAUCAUAAUCGCCUGUCUAAUCCUUAUCCAGAUAAUAUAUUAACUUCAUUGACUAGUUACCAGGGUGGUGAAGGAGAUAUUGAUGGUGGCGGGGGUGGAGAUGGCGGUGGUGGUGGUGGUGGAGGAGGUGGUGCGGGUGUUGGAGCUAAUGUAGGUGUUAAUAGUGAUCUUAAAGGCUCGUCUACGGAUGAUUUUAUUACUACAAACUCACAGAAUAAUAUUUAUCCUAAUCAACGUUAUCAUCAUCAUCAUGAUCCUUUUGUCACAUCAACUAGAAACAUUGGAAUUGAAUCUCGUUCUCAUCCAUACAAUACUCGAGAUUCAUCAUCAUCUUCAUCUUCAUCAGCAUCAUCUUCGAUGAACAAUUUAAUCAAAAAUCUUGUCGCUUCAGAAGAAGCCAGAGAAUCAGCUAUGGAAGCAGCUUAUUCUGAAUUGGCUGAUUUUUCACAGAAUUUACCCUUCAAAUCACCAUCUUCAUCUAAAUCUGAUUCCAAUAGUAAGGAAACUGAAUCACUUUUAUCUUCACUUUCAUCUUCCUCGGUACUUUCACCUUCAGCCACCUCAUCUUCAUCAUCACCUUUAUCAUCGUCGGAAGUUUCAUCAUCUUCUUUACACCCUUCCAAUAUUAAAAUAAUUACCUCUCGAACUCCGAGCGGAUCAAAUGGAAGAGGAUUAGCAAAUUUAUCAAAUCACUUAUCUAAUCCGAUGGGCCGAUCUCCAGUUUUAUCUUCAACAUCAAUUCAACAGCAACAAUUGGCGAUACCACGAAAACCUCGGGUCAUUGGAUCAAAUCAUGGACUCAGUUGUAUGAAGCGAUGCAUUAACCAGAAAAUACUUCAUCCAGUCCAAUGUCACUCUCUCUGUUGAGACGAAAAACAAUACAAUCAACUAAUAGACUUCAUCUUUAACUUAAAUAAAUCUCAUUCUUCUGAAUCUCUCUCAUUUCCUGUUCCUCUUUACACCUCAAUCUACCUUGUAGGUAACCUUUUCUCUCUCUCUCUCUCUCUUUCUGCAACACUGAUCUCCCAAAUCCCGAUCUUAAACUAAACAAUUAAUACUACGACUUUACAAUUAACCCCUUUUGUUUAUCAUUCCUUUGGAUAUUCGUGUUAACCUUUGAAACAAUUAAGAAAAAAACACCAUCAGUAAGAACGAUUUUUUUUUCACUCGAAAGAAAAAAAAAUCAACCAAACAAAAUGUCUCAAUAAACAUUGAAUAUUUCUGUUUCUCUACAAUAUAUAUAACAUGUAAGAAUAUUAUUAUAUACAUGAAUAUAUAAUGUAUUAUAAUAUUCAUCUCUUCCCUUGAUUAGCAUCCUCAUCACCUCCAGAAACUCAUUAUCAUCUUCAUUGUCAAUGUUCAUCAAACCUGAUAUACGAUAAAAACGGAUAACACCAAUAAUCAUUUUCUUUUAAUUUAUAUUAAUAGAUUAUCUCAUCAUCUUUGCCAUUAAUUCAUCUUCUCCAACUUAUUAGCUUUUUCACUUCAUCUCUCUCUCUCUCUCCAUCAAUUAACUAAUUCAUCAUUAAAUCAUGACAUAUUUAUUUAUCGUCUAUUACAACUUGCAACAUGUACAUAUGAAUAUCAACUUAUCCUCCGAUUCAGUUUAUGUUUGAUUCUUGUAUCAUAACCAGAAUGUUUAUCUCACACAAUUAACUGGAUUAAUCAAUUGAUUCUAAUUUUGUCUUUUCUUCCAAUAAUAGCUUUACUUUUCUCUGGUUAAUUCUGAGUUAAAUUAACUAAUUCAGAGUCAUUCACAGUUCGACGAUUCAUCAAUAAUCAUCUAAAGUUUUUUUCCAUUCCUUGAUUUCUGUUUCCAAUCAAAAGGAAUCAAUCAAUUUAUUAAUCUUGUUUAUCCAUUGUUGUAACAGUAAUUAUUGAUUCUCAUUAAUAUUAAUAUAAUUGA